This is a messenger RNA of Panthera uncia (snow leopard), 2791 nucleotides long. RefSeq names its product GTP dependent ribosome recycling factor mitochondrial 2 (gene GFM2). Gene Ontology annotation, molecular function: GTPase activity; translation elongation factor activity; GTP binding. Bases 198 to 2540 code for a protein of 780 amino acids. The record is from RefSeq and is a predicted model, not a curated record. The transcript has 22 exons. Gene Ontology annotation, cellular component: mitochondrion. Gene Ontology annotation, biological process: ribosome disassembly; mitochondrial translation. Lineage: Eukaryota; Metazoa; Chordata; Mammalia; Carnivora; Felidae.
CCGCCGGAAGUGGUGGAGUGCGGCGACCGGAGGACGUGGGUGAGGAAGCUCGAAGUUCCUUUCUGGUGGUACUAGGGCUUUCGCCGACGUAGUGUAUCGUGACGGUGAGGCCUUUGCGGACUUCGGCGCGGUCUGCACCGGCGACUCUCAGCACCUGGCGGGAAAAAGCCGACCUCCGAGAAUAACAGAGGAUCAACAUGUUGUCCAACUUGAGGAAAUUUGUAGUCAGUCAUAAGAAAAUACCCAUCCUGCACGUUAAUAAUAUGUGUUGCUCUAAAAUGAGAUCAAGUUUACAAAGACUAAAGCCACAUGUGCCUCUUGGAAGAAACUACAGUUCUCUACCAGGUUUGAUAGGAAAUGAUAUCAAAUCCCUUCAUUCUGUCAUCAAUCCUCCCAUAGCUAAAAUCCGAAAUAUUGGAAUUAUGGCUCAUAUUGAUGCAGGCAAAACUACCACCACAGAAAGAAUAUUGUACUAUUCUGGAUACACAAGAUCGCUGGGAGAUGUUGAUGAUGGAGAUACAGUGACAGAUUUCAUGGCUCAAGAGCGAGAAAGGGGCAUUACUAUUCAGUCUGCUGCUGUUACGUUUGAUUGGAAGGGAUAUAGAGUCAAUUUAAUUGAUACACCAGGUCAUGUAGACUUUACCUUGGAGGUUGAGCGCUGCCUUAGAGUGUUGGAUGGUGCAGUAGCUGUGUUUGAUGCCUCUGCUGGUGUAGAGGCCCAGACUCUCACAGUAUGGAGGCAAGCUGAUAAACACAAGAUACCUCGAAUCUGUUUUUUAAACAAAAUGGACAAAACUGGAGCAAGUUUUAAAUAUGCGGUUGAAAGCAUCAGAGAGAAGUUGAAGGCAAAGCCAUUACUUUUACAGUUACCACUUGGUGAAGGCAAAGCUUUCAAAGGAGUUGUGGAUGUAGUAAAUAAAGAAAAACUUCUUUGGAAUCCUAAUUCAGAUGAUGGAAAAGACUUUGUGAGGAAUCCCCUUUUGGAAAUGAGUGAUCCUGAGUUGCUUAAGGAGACAACUGAAGCAAGGAAUGCCUUAAUUGAACAGGUUGCAGAUUUGGAUGAUGAAUUUGCCGACUUGGUUUUAGGAGAAUUUAGUGAAAAUUUUGAUUUGCUACCAGCUGAAAAGCUCCAGACUGCAAUUCGCAGAGUAACACUGGCUCAGACAGCAGUGCCUGUGCUUUGUGGAAGUGCCCUGAAAAACAAAGGUGUCCAGCCCUUGUUGGAUGCUGUUACUGUGUACUUGCCUUCACCUGAAGAGCGCAACUAUGAAUUUCUGCCAUGGUAUAAGGGUGACUUAUGUGCACUGGCAUUUAAAGUUCUUCAUGACAAGCAGCGAGGACCACUGGUGUUUAUGCGCAUUUACUCAGGCAUGAUAAAACCCCAAUUGGCCAUCUAUAAUAUUAAUGGAAACUGCACGGAGAGAAUAAGUCGUCUUCUUUUGCCAUUUGCUGACCAACAUAUAGAAAUCCCUUCACUGACUGCUGGUAACAUUGCUUUGACUGUUGGCCUUAAACACACCGCCACAGGAGACACCAUUGCCUCAUCCAAGUCCAGUGCAUUAGCUGCAGCUCGUCGAGCCGAAACAGAAGGAGGAAAAAAACAUAGACGGAACAAUGAAGCCGAAAGACUUCUUCUGGCUGGGGUGGAGAUUCCAGAACCUGUUUUCUUCUGUACCAUAGAACCCCCUUCGGUGGCUAAGCAGCCAGAUUUGGAUUAUGCAUUGAAAUGCCUUCAACGUGAAGAUCCCAGUUUGAAAGUGAAGCUAGAUGCUGAUUCUGGACAGACUGUCUUAUGUGGUAUGGGGGAGUUACAUAUUGAGAUUAUUCAUGACCGAAUCAAGAGAGAAUAUGGAUUGGAAACCUAUCUAGGGCCUCUCCAGGUGGCAUACCGAGAGACUAUUCUAAAUGCAGUUCGUGCCACAGAUACCUUAGAUAGAACAUUAGGAGACAAACGGCAUCUUGUGACUGUAGAACUGGAAGUAAAACCGGUUGAAACAGCCUCUGUUAUGCCAGUUAUCGAGUAUGCUGGAAGUGUUAGUGAAGACCUUCCGACGGCUUCCCAAGAGGCCAUUGAAAAUGGGAUUCACAGUGCAUGCCUCCAAGGACCAUUGCUUGGAUCCCCAGUCCAAGAUGUGGCAGUUGCUGUACAUUCACUGAUAAUUCAUCCUGGUACCUCCACAACUAUGAUUUCUGCCUGUGUCUCCAGAUGCAUACAAAAGGCUCUGAAGAAGGCUGAUAAGCAAGUUUUAGAGCCCCUGAUGAAGCUCGAGGUUACAGUCACUAGAGAUUACCUCAGCCUUGUCCUGGCAGAUCUGGCACAAAGAAGAGGGACCAUUCAGGAAAUCCAGACUCGUCAGGAAAACAAAAUUAUUACUGGAUUUGUUCCCCUAGCAGAAAUUAUGGGUUACUCAACUGUGCUUCGAACGCUAACAUCAGGCUCAGCUACUUUUGCCUUAGAACUAUCUAAUUAUGAAGCCAUGAAUCCUCAAGACCAAACUGUACUGCUCAGCCGGCGAAGUGGCUUGACCCAAGUACUUUGAGACUCCGGAGCCCCUAUCAGCUGCAGUUUCAUGCUGCAGCUGGAACUUCCUGUACUAUGUUGAAUGGAAGUGGUGAGAGUGGACACCCUGUCUUGUUCCUGAUCUUAGAGGAAAAUCCUGACAAGUGUGCAAAUUUAAGAAUGCUUAUUCUACAGUACUGUUUAUGAUAAAUUAACCUGGAUGUUCGUCAGCAUGAGAAUGGUUAAACUCACAUCAUGGUAUAAAAAACGGAAUAUUCAACGGUUUAAAAA